This is a messenger RNA of Tuber aestivum (summer truffle), 1703 nucleotides long. Lineage: Eukaryota; Fungi; Ascomycota; Pezizomycetes; Pezizales; Tuberaceae. The record is from the annotation of a GenBank genome assembly.
AAUGCGGCGCCUACUGAUAAGCCUCCCCUACCAUCCAAGUGCGAAUACGGCACCGGUACUGGUACUCUUAAGGUUUCGCUUGCCCGUCCUUGUGGCCAUUCCGCUAUCACACCAGUACAUUCCAGUUACUCUCCUGAGCCCCGGGAAACGGGACUUUGUUCUCUGCCUCAAGCAUAAAAUUUGUCGUUACAGACCCAUUGCCUGAGUAGGCGUAGGAACCCAGGCUCAGCGAGCUUCGCCACGGGUCGGAUAUUUACGCAUCUAUAAGAUCGUGUAGGACCCGGGAAACGGGAAGGACACGAGGAAAACGCUACAGGAGCACAGAUACCAUGAAGCUGAAGACCUCAUCUACUGCAUUCGAGAAACCGAUUCGGCACCAGUCUCUCGAUGAACUGUACAGGGAAUUAGAUGCCAUACACUGGGGAUGGAAACUCGUUGCCUCAUGUGCGAAUUGGAUGAUGCUUGCUGGGUUUGUCCCCCCCCCCUCAAUUCAAUCACGGGCUAUUCUUCGGACUGAUUGUGCAAAGAUUUGUGGUGCUUCCCUCAGCGUUUGAUGAUGACGAUUCGAAGUUCAGGAUUGAUUCCAAUGUAUUGAGGAUAUCUGCAGUGGCAUUGCUAUUGACCGGGUACCUAGUUACUGGGAUUCUAUGCUAUACCUUCAAGAACCUAUUGUUCCAGGUAGAGGCCAUAUUUAUGUGCGCUACCCCCGAAACUAGGAUUUAUGGGUCACUAACUAUUUCAUCAGACCAGGACUUACGGGGUCGGCGUUGGGAAUGCUUAGUACGCUAUUCAAUGUCUAUGGCAAGAAAUACGAACCAGGGGAAAAGAGGUGGAGUGGAACAGCUAUAUCAGCGGUCGUUCUGAGUGCAGUGUUCAUCCUGUAAGUGCCCACCGUAUUUCAUAUCGAGGAUUACCUGCUGAUAAAUCCAAGAUUCUACGGAGCGGCCGCAUUGACAGGACAGAGAAGGAUCGACCUGAUUCGCCAACGAGAUUUGAAUGUUUCCGUCCUCCGAGAGGAACUGGAGAACCCUGACCUGAUACCAGAGGAAGAGCACAUGAGGCGUCAAUUAUUGACCCUACUUAUGGCCCCAUCUCAGAACCCUGGAAAACUUUUAGUUCCGAAUACCGGGUUCGACUCGAGUGCUGAAACUAGCCGGAGUGCAAGCGUGGAUCGGAGCCGGGGGCCCAGUAGAGACUACAACAGUGAUCAUAGCAGAGGCCACAGUGGAAAUCCAAGCUAUGAGAUCCGGCCCAGCCCGACACCCAGACCAAGUCAUGAUAUGGGCAUCAGGAGGGAAAGUGCGAUAGGAGAUGGGGGUGGUCUAGGUUUGCCAUCAUCACUAAGGCUGGAACAAGAGUUCAGAAGAUCAGGAGUCGUCAUGAAGGCUACACUGGGCCACGACGAAGAAAUCAGUGGCGACUACUGUCCCGAGCAUUACGGAUUAUAGAAGGAGUUGCUAUGGAGCACCAGUAUUACCAGAUCUUGUAAUUUUAUGCGCUCACCACCGGUGAGCUGUGGGCACCGCGAGUACCGGUAUUAUGGUACGGAGUUUGGAGUUAGGCCAGUUUCUUUGGGGGCCAUAAUUUUUUGUACAGUGUACUUAUUGCCAUCAUUUUCCUUUCACCUCCAUCUAGACAUCGCUCGUGUAUUUUAGUAGAGCGCCCGCGUGGCCAAGGUAAUUUUCAGGGGGUUAUUGUUUGAA